Messenger RNA from Paramecium tetraurelia, 510 nucleotides. RefSeq lists its product as uncharacterized. Gene Ontology annotation, biological process: phosphorelay signal transduction system. Lineage: Eukaryota; Ciliophora; Oligohymenophorea; Peniculida; Parameciidae. The record is from RefSeq and is a predicted model, not a curated record. The transcript is spliced from 2 exons.
AUGACUAGUGCUUUGGAUUUUGGAGAAAGCACCAAUCCAAAUAUCGACCCUCCAGAGUUGAGUCCUAAGUUUCUACAUUCUGUGAUCAAGUUCAAAUUAACUAAUCAAUGCUGUUCAAAGGUCAUAAUUGCAGACAACGAUUAUUUGAAUGUUUCCGUUCUUUAAAUCCUACUCAAUAAAUAUGAAGUCAAGUCUGAUAAAGCAUUUACACAAUAGUAAACUCUUUAGCUGAUUAAAAGCAAGUCUCUUAAUCCCUGCAGAUGCAAAAACAGCUCCUAUUUAUUGUAUUUUAUUGAUGCCUCCUUGCCACAAUCAGCUGUGGAUUUGAUAAAGGAAAUAAAACGACUGUUUAAAUCUUUGCAAGUGGACAAAGGCUUCAUCAUUGCCAUGGCUAGUUAUAGUGAUAUGGAUUUGAAGUUGAGUUGUUUCAACUCUGGAAUCGAUUAUUUCAUCACUAAACCUUUCGAUCUGUUUGAGUUAACUGCUAUUCUUUAGUAUAUAUAAUUUUGA